AUGAUUGCCAAACCCAACUGUUCGUCAACGGAUUCCUCUGCAUUAAGAUGCAUCCAAGAUCUGCUGUGCAACAGCAGUGUUGUGUUGAACCUCAGCGAGGCAGAAAUGGAAGAGUUUUGCCUCAACCAAGACGAGUAUCUGGAGAAAUAUCUGGGGCCCAGACGUUCCCCGGUGUUUCUGCCUGUGUGCAUCACCUACCUUCUCAUCUUCUUGGUGGGAGCGGUUGGAAACAUUCUUACGUGCUUCGUUAUUGCUCGUAACAAGGUCAUGAGGACGCCCACCAACUUCUACCUGUUCAGUCUGGCGGUGUCGGACCUGCUGGUGCUUCUUCUGGGAAUGCCUUUGGAGCUCUACGAAAUGUGGAGUAACUAUCCGUUCCUAUUCGGCAAAGGUGGCUGCUACUUUAAGACCUUCCUCUUUGAGACCGUUUGCUUCGCCUCCAUCCUGAAUGUAACAGCGCUGAGCUUGGAGCGCUACAUUGCUGUAGUCCAUCCACUCAGGGCCAAAUACGUAGUGACGCGCACCCAUGCCAAGCGGGUCAUCCUGAGUGUGUGGAGCGUGUCUGUUUUGUGCGCCAUUCCCAACACCAGCCUCCAUGGUAUCUUCACCCUCCCUCUUCCCAAAGGGAAAGGCGUAGGUGCCUUGUCCACGUCUGCCACCUGCAUGCUGGUCAAGCCACGCUGGAUGUACAACCUGAUCAUCCAAAUCACCACUCUGCUGUUUUUCCUCCUGCCCAUGUUGACCAUCAGCGUGCUGUAUUUGCUCAUCGGUAUGCAGCUAAAACGGGAAAAGAUGUUGCACGUCCUGGAGGCAAAAGCCAGUCUGGGACAAGACAGCUACUCUAAUGUGCGCAGUCAGCAGCAGAAAACCCGUCGCCAGCAGGUCACUAAAAUGUUGUUUGUACUAGUGGUCAUGUUUGGCAUCUGUUGGGCUCCGUUCCACACCGAUCGACUCAUGUGGAGUUUCCUGGACCACAAGAGCAGCGAGCACAUGAAGAUUUUCCAGAUCUAUGAAUACGUCCAUGUCAUCUCUGGGGUCUUCUUCUAUCUGAGCUCAGCCGUUAAUCCAAUUCUCUACAAUCUCAUGUCCACCCGCUUCAGAGAGAUGUUUAAAGAGGUGAUGUGUCACCACAAAUGGCGUCCUGUCCCAAGGAAACGCUCUCUGAGCAUGACGAGGGUUACUGUGCGCAGCACCUUGAGUGAUGUCCCACCCUGCAACGGCACUGUUACUACUGAAGGAGAAGAUUGUGAUAUGGCAGAAUGCCAGGAAAAUAAGACCAGCUUGUAAGAAAUGAACUUGUCAUUCAUUAAGGUCUGAGUAUCAGGGCACGAGGACCCUCUUGGAAAUGCUCCAUUUAUUGUAUUUUAUUGUGCUUGAAAUUAACUUUAGAAAAUCCACAAAUCCAAAACCAUAAAUUUAAACUUAAAUGAUAAUUGUAUACAAACACUUGGUUAAAAACAUGGUUUGAAUCUGUGAUGCUCCCAUUUUUCCCCCAACGAUAACUCUUUCUUUGUUGGUUUAACAGCAUAUUUUCCAGGGAUUGCAUAACAAGUGAUGCAGAUCGGCUUGUUUUUACCCACUGGAAAUUGUCUUGUUAUAAAACCACUAAUUUCAAGACAUUGUUCAUCGCUUACAUCUAAGA
This is a messenger RNA of Carassius auratus (goldfish), 1642 nucleotides long. RefSeq names its product neuromedin U receptor 1a (gene nmur1a). The coding region runs from base 1 to 1287 and encodes 428 amino acids. The transcript is spliced from 2 exons. Lineage: Eukaryota; Metazoa; Chordata; Actinopteri; Cypriniformes; Cyprinidae. Gene Ontology annotation, cellular component: plasma membrane. The record is from RefSeq and is a predicted model, not a curated record. Gene Ontology annotation, molecular function: neuromedin U receptor activity. Gene Ontology annotation, biological process: neuropeptide signaling pathway.